AUGGAAGUCGCAGCUUAAACGCAGAAGUUCCCUCUCCGAUCAAUAAAUGGGAAUAUUAUCACCUUUUCUUCCUUCACUUCCAUGGCUUCUUCUCGCUCUCCAGAUUUUCUCAUUAGCUUUAGCAGCUGAUAGAUCACUCUACAUCGUGCACAUGGACAAGUCCGCCAUGCCUAGAGCUUUCUCCACUCACCACCACUGGUACUCAUCCGCCAUUGAUUCCGUCAAGCUUGGGCCACACCCUCCAAAGCUCGUCUACUCUUACGACAAUGUUCUUCACGGUUUUAGCGCCGUCUUGUCGGAAGAAGAACUCGAAGCCUUGAAAAUGUCUCCCGGGUUUGUUUCGGCCUAUAAGGACCACCCUUUUGAGCUUCACACAACUUAUACCUCUGAUUUCCUUAAACUCAACCCAGCUACGGGGCUAUGGCCGGCGUCGAAAUUCGGCGAGGAUGUGAUCAUCGGCGUGAUUGAUUCCGGGGUCUGGCCGGAAUCUAGGAGCUUCAGUGACCACGGGAUGCCGGAGAUUCCCAAGAGAUGGAGAGGGCGUUGCCGGGAAGGAACAGAGUUCAAUUCCUCGCUGUGCAAUAGAAAGCUGAUCGGCGCCGAUUAUUUCAAAGCCGGACUUCUCGCGCAGAACCCGGAGUAUAACAUAUCCAUAUCCAUGAACUCCGCCAGGGACACCAACGGCCACGGCUCGCACACGGCGUCAACCGCCGCCGGGAACUACGCCGAGGGGGUUUCGUUCUUCGGGUACGCCGCCGGGACGGCCAAAGGAGUGGCCCCACGAGCUCGCCUGGCGGUGUACAAGGCCACCUGGAGCGAGGGCAGCUCCACCGCCGAUCUAAUCGCCGCCAUGGACCAGGCCGUGGCGGACGGCGUCGACGUCAUAUCCAUCUCCAUCGGCUACCGUUUCAUCCCUCUCUACGAAGACUCAAUCGCCAUUGCCGCAUUCGGCGCCAUGAUGAAGGGCGUCCUCGUCUCCGCCUCGGCCGGAAACCGUGGCCCGAACUAUGGCGGCGUAAACAACGCCGUGCCGUGGAUCUUGACGGUGGCGUCUGGGUUAACAGACCGGUGGUUCGCCGGAACUUUAACAUUGGGAAAUGGGAUAAGAAUCCGGGGAUGGACUACGUUUCCGGGGAGAGCCCUCGUGAGAGACGUAUUUCUGCUUUACAACAAAACCAUUUCAGUCUGCAACUCAUCUGAACUAGUAGCUCAAGUCCCUGAUCCAGGAUCAACCAUUCUCAUCUGCCAGAAAUCAGAGGAAGCAGAUUUCUCCACCCAGAUGGGCUACGUCACGGAGGCUAGGCUCCUUGCUGCAAUCUUCAUCAAUGACGAUCCAGCUAUUUUCAGAUUUGUGGAUUUUCCUAACCCAGGAGUUGUCAUUAGCCCCAAAGAAGGGAAGCAAGUGAUCAGGUAUGCCAAAAAAGGAAGCGACCCGCGAGCCACCAUUACAUUCCAGGAGACAUAUUUCGGGAACAAGCCAGCCCCGACCGUUUCCGCGUCCUCUUCCAGAGGCCCUUCUCCAAGCUACCCCGGAAUUUCCAAGCCGGAUAUAAUGGCGCCGGGGGUGUUAGUACUAGCAGCCUACCCACCAACAGGGGUCGCAUCAACCAUCGGGACAAACAUACAAUUAUCCAGCGAUUACCUUCUGGAGUCGGGCACAUCCAUGGCGUGUCCUCACGCCGCCGGAAUCGCCGCCAUGCUCAAAGGUGCGCACCCUGGAUGGAGCCCGUCGGCUAUCCGGUCCGCCAUGAUGACCACCGCGAUCACCAUAGAUAACACCGGGAAGCCUAUCAAGAAAUCAUACGAGGACUCCGCCGCCACCCCCUUGGACAUGGGGGCGGGGCUCGUCGACCCAAACCGCGCUCUUGAUCCAGGCCUAAUUUACGAUGCCACGCCACAAGACUAUAUCAAUCUCCUAUGCUCCCUGAACUUCACCGAAGCUCAAUUCCGGAGCAUUGCUCGAGGUUCGACCAGGCGUAAUUGCUCCAGACCAAACUCAGACUUGAACUACCCAUCUUUUAUCGCCUUAUAUUCCAUUGAAUCCCAAGAAUUCAAUUGGUUGGAGCAGACAUUCAAGAGGACCGUCACGAAUGUCGGCCUAGGUGCGGCUAAGUACAAGGUUAAGCUGGAAGUGCCCAAGAAGUCAACAAUAUCUGUUUCUCCUAGGACGCUGACGUUCGGGAAGAAAAACGAGAAGCUGAGCUAUACGUUGAAAAUACGUUACAGAGGCGACGUGGAUCAGAGCAUAAACAUGGGUUCGGUUACUUGGGUCGAAGUGGACGGUUAUCACAGGGUUAGGAGUCCUAUUGUAGUAGCAACCUCACCGGAGGUCUGGUCAUGAAAUUCUAGUACCCAACUUACACAACUA
This is a messenger RNA of Ipomoea nil (Japanese morning glory), 2368 nucleotides long. RefSeq names its product subtilisin-like protease SBT1.9. NCBI's taxonomy places the organism in Eukaryota, Viridiplantae, Streptophyta, Magnoliopsida, Solanales, Convolvulaceae. The transcript has 2 exons. The record is from RefSeq and is a predicted model, not a curated record. Gene Ontology annotation, biological process: proteolysis. The coding region runs from base 47 to 2341 and encodes 764 amino acids. Gene Ontology annotation, molecular function: serine-type endopeptidase activity.